Molecule: messenger RNA, 4253 nt
Organism: Sabethes cyaneus
Lineage: Eukaryota; Metazoa; Arthropoda; Insecta; Diptera; Culicidae
Product: elongation of very long chain fatty acids protein AAEL008004
Exons: 11
Coding region: 819-1907 (362 amino acids)
Biological process (GO): fatty acid elongation, saturated fatty acid; very long-chain fatty acid biosynthetic process; sphingolipid biosynthetic process
Cellular component (GO): endoplasmic reticulum membrane
Molecular function (GO): fatty acid elongase activity
Source: RefSeq, a predicted model, not a curated record
UUCCUCUGAACAUAGAAACGAAGAGUUGUUCUAGCAGUUCACUUUUGUCCCUCGUCUGCUAGAAAGGAUAUCGAAGGACGCGUUUUUUUAUCCGCGAAAGUUGACUAGGCGUGAGUGGUGCUUAGUGAGAGAGCGAAAAUAAAAGAAAGUUAAGAAUUAACCGUGUAAACCGGAAGUUUGUUCAGUCACCCCCGUGUCCAGUAGCGGGAAGAACACUGUCCUCCAGCCUGCUGUCACUGGAAGUGUGAACUACUAAGUGCGUGUGUGUGCACGCGCCUUUCUUUGGGAAUUUUUAAGAGCAAGGCUGAGCAGCAUUUGUUGAUAGUGUGAUCUUUUACCCUUUUUCGGUCGUUCUCCCCAUUGUACGGUAGCAGAGAAAAAGGAAGUUUUCAGUCGAAGAAUCAACAAUAUUGUUUGCUAGUUACGGUGUCAGUACGAAAUUCGCAGUGAAUUCUUUGGAACAAAAGAAAUCAACUAGAGAUCGAAUUUCCUCUCGAAAAGUUUUUAUUCCGAUUACGGAAGUGGAAGUGGACUGGAAGCAAAGAGUGAGAACAGCAAUCAGGGUGUGCUCCUUUAUUAGCGAGCACGCGUGUGUGUGCAUGUGUGUGUACCUUCGAAGGAUAACAAUUACAUAACAUUUCUGAAGGUACAACCCAGCAUCCGCUACCAGAAUCGGAACCUCAGAAGAAACGGAGACACUCUAACAGAUUUCCAACACCGUAGUAACCAUUAGGUGUAGUGAUACCGGAAGAUAUUCAUUUAGAAUAAAGCUUAAAGCUCUAUUUUAAGUUUAGCGUAGAAAAUAAAACACACACACAAUGGCCUUAAUCAUGAAAUACAUUGACAGUAUGCACCAUUAUAUGGAUAAGUUCGGAGACCCUCGGACAAAGGACUGGCCUCUAAUGUCGUCCCCCUUCCCCACACUAGCGCUAUGUUUAGGAUACGUUUACUUAGUCAAAGUCCUAGGUCCAAGGCUCAUGGAAAACCGCAAACCAUUCCAGCUUCGACACACCCUCAUAGCAUACAACUUCAUCCAAGUCGUGUUCAGUGCCUGGUUGUUUUACGAGAUUGGUGUAUCGGGUUGGCUAACGGGACAUUAUAACUUCCGAUGUCAGCCGGUCGACUAUAGUAACCACCCUAAAACGUUAAGGAUGGUGCACGCCUGUUGGUGGUACUACUUCUCGAAGUUCACUGAGUUCUUCGAUACGUUCUUCUUUGUGAUGCGCAAAAAAACUAGUCAAGUGUCAACGCUACACGUGAUCCACCACGGAUGCAUGCCAAUGUCUGUGUGGUUCGGCGUUAAGUUUACUCCAGGUGGCCACAGCACUUUCUUCGGACUGCUCAACACCUUCGUACAUAUCGUUAUGUACACGUACUACCUAUUUUCCGCCCUCGGACCCCAAUUCCAAAAAUACCUCUGGUGGAAGAAGUAUUUAACUACCCUGCAGAUGGUCCAAUUCGUUGCUAUUAUGGUGCAUGCUUUCCAGCUCCUGUUCAUCGACUGCAACUAUCCGAAGGCUUUCGUCUGGUGGAUCGGAAUGCACGCCGUCAUGUUCUUCUUCCUGUUCAACGAAUUCUACCAGAGCACGUACAAAGCGAACAAGGAGAGGAGAGAACGCGCGGCCGCAGCAGCUGCUUUAGCGGCGAAAGAGAAGGAAGCGGCGGCCCUGCUCAAUGGCAGUGCUGCCAACGGAAGUCUCUCAUCGAACGGCAGUGCCGUACCGCUAGCCAACGGCCAUCACCACGGGAAGAAUGGAACCGUUCAUCACUACAGCAACGGCAGCACCAACGGAUCGUUGCUGUCCAACGGGGGCACCAAGACAACCGACUACUACGUGCGGGGUGACCUACCGGCGGAGAUUGAGAUCACGCAACGACAGCCCAGCAGCCGCAAUCCGGCCCAAUAAUAGCGAAUAUUAUAACACCAGCAAACACACAUCCACAUUCUUCCGCAGUGAAAACAAAAACUUGUUUUUCCCGUUUCCCCACAAGCCACCAACAACACGUCACACUAUUACUACCCUUCCACGCACGCUUAGCAGUUUCUAUUGUUAUUAUUAAUUAAUUUAUUAUAGAAUUUCUUUAAUGUCACCCAAGCGUACCGUUCAAUUUUUGCUACUCUUCCAUUUUCCCCCAAACGCCUUUUUCGCUUGCCCCAUUCUAUUAUUCGUUCAAUCGAAACCAACAACAGAUGAUCAAUCAAAAAAAAACUUUUCUCCCUCCGAUCAAGGCAACUGUUUAAUCAAUCAUUACACAUACACACACAACCAUCAACACACCGAUUGAUGGCACUGAGACAAAAGCUAUUCUACCCUUUUUCCGUAGGAAUAUAUUUAAUUGGAGAAAGAUGAGAAAUUACUUCUUAGGCGAGUAGAGCUAAGGGUGAAUCUGUGUGUGUGUGGGUGGGUGGGUGUAUGAAAGCGAUCGAACGACUCGAGUGGUUGGGGGUGUGUGAAUGAGAACCGCAAAACAACAUUCGGCAAUAAAACAUGCUAAAAAAUAUAACACGUUGUUAAACUUGUACUGUUUUGGAUAAUGAUACAAAAGAGAAUAUAAGCUAAAAACAAUCAAAUAACAGACCGAAAGCGGUUAAAAAGUGAAGGAAAAAAAGGAAAAUCACACAAUCAUAGUAGCACAGUGGCAGUGGGUAGCAAUGGAAAUCAAGUUGCGCGAAAGCUAAACAAAACAAAACAAAAUUCUUGAUUUUUCUUAUAAUAGAGAAAAAAAAUGUUACCUUUAUUUAUAUUUUAAAUAAAGUUAGUAACGUGUGUGGCAAGUAGACAAACAGAUAGCAGCAGCUAAUAGUGUGCGUGUGUGUGUUUUUUUUUGUUUCAUUUAUUGAGCAUAGUGUGAGUGCGUAAAAUGGCUGAAUGUGUGCGAUUGGUAAAUAUUCUUGUACAUAGUUUAGCUAACCUAAAGAUUGUAGACGUAAGCUUAAGGAUUCAAAGUAAACACUGAGGAUAAUGGUGAAGACUCUAUUAAGAAAAUUAAACAAACAAAGAUAGGAACGGAAACAGCAGCAGUAGCUGGUCAUAAUCUAUUGCGCUUUUCUAAGUGCUAAGUAGGGUACGUACUUUUUGCAUUCAAUGGCUGGUUGUCCUUCAAAGCAUUAUUUGGAUGAGUUUUUUUUAUUGUUGUUGGUAAUCUAUCUAUUGUUUCGUGCGGUUCUGCUUUCAAUACUAGGAAUGCGCUGUGGUUUUACUGUCUUUCCCACCAUCGUCUAUCGAAACAGUGAGAACAAAUACACACACAUAUAUACUAAUCAGGAACAGGAGAACGUAAACGGUAGUUCAGAAUAUAUACAUAAACAAAAAUGGCGCUAGCUGAGAGACAGCGCAUACUAGGAUUAGACAAACAAAAGAGAGAAAAAAACGAAGGAAAAAACUCUAAUGUGAUUUCUUUAUUUUUUGUAAGGAAAACAAAAUGGUAUGAAAAAUAUACUGUAACUGAAAAAACGCUUUGUGUCAAUGUUGCUACAGUUAUACAAGCCAUUAGUCUAGACGUCAUUUAGAACGAACAAAAAAUCCUAUCCAGGUGUAUGCGAAGGCAAAGACACACACUCGCACAUGAACAUACGUGAUCCGUUUGACACAACCUCUACAGUUGCAAUGAAGCAUCCUUGAAUUAACUAUUCAAAAUUAAACGUAGAAAAUGCGAAUUCUACACAAUUGUUUGCAAUGUUAUUUUACGCGGCAGUUCGCUAGUCGGAAAAUAUGGUACAAACUGAGAAAAUCAACGAACCGAUAGUAUUCUAAAGGGAGAGUAAGCCUGUAGAAAAGAGUGUACAAAGUAAAAAGAGUGAACCGCUAACAGCGAGAGGCUCAGGUCGAUUAGCACUCAGUUUUAAACGAGAGAAAUCGCCCAUGUUAAAUUGUUAUAUAUAAACGCUUUGACAGCAGUUCAAAGCAGUUCAUUUAUAAAAAAAAAUAUAAAACAAAACUGUGUACUAAUAGACGUGAGGGUAAUUUCCGAAUUCGGUUUGAGUUUCGCUGUCUUAACCGAUCCGGCCUUGUUCUUCCUUUAGAGUACUAUCAAAUCUUUCUUUUCUGUUAUUCAACCGAUCAUUGCUCUUGGAAUUAUUCUUAAACCGUGUGUGUUGCAUUUCGGUCGAAUGUAGAACACGCCAACAAUUUUAAAUAACAUACACAGCAGCUUCAUGUUUUGCUAAGCAUAGCACCUCAUGUGCAGUGUGUUGUUUCGGCUGAAGCCUCUAUCUGCUGCAUUAGGAAACCAAUUCAGAUCUAUAUAUUGAC